AUGCAGCUGCUCAAAGCGCUCUUCUUCAUUCUCUUUACAGCAAUACCGCUGCACGCCACACAUACACUUCUUCCUUCAUCAGCAAUGCACCCCAUCGAGCCUGCAGACCUCAACUGGCACCUAAAAGUAUACACACCUCCCGACGAAUACGAGAUUCAUCUUGUACCAGGCUACACCAUCUCCAACCACUUCGAAACAAUCGGCAAAGACUUGAGUCACCGAAUCCGCCGGCGCUGGGAAGACCCUGAGGAUGUUGACUUUGUGCACUUUCUGAUCUAUCUGCCCGAGAAAGAGAAUUUGGAUCUUGUUAGGAGGGAUCCAGGGGUCGAACUUGUGGUUGAAAGUGCGGAGUAUCAGGCGAUUAGUGAUCCUACUGUGGAGGAAGAUUAUCAUGGCAAGCAUGUUGAGUUGUAA
Molecule: messenger RNA, 414 nt
Organism: Aureobasidium musti
Lineage: Eukaryota; Fungi; Ascomycota; Dothideomycetes; Dothideales; Saccotheciaceae
Source: the annotation of a GenBank genome assembly